Molecule: messenger RNA, 1305 nt
Organism: Dipodomys ordii (Ord's kangaroo rat)
Lineage: Eukaryota; Metazoa; Chordata; Mammalia; Rodentia; Heteromyidae
Product: keratin-associated protein 9-1-like
Exons: 2
Coding region: 1-1305 (434 amino acids)
Cellular component (GO): keratin filament
Source: RefSeq, a predicted model, not a curated record
AUGACCAACUGCUGCUCCCCUUGCUGCCAGCCCACCUGCUGCAGGACCACCUGCUGCAGAACCACCUGCUGGAGACCCACCUGCGUGACCAGCUGCUGCCAGCCCUGCUGCCAGCCCAGCUGCGGCAGCACCAGCUGCUGCCAGCCCUGCUGCCAGCCCAGCUGCGGCAGCUCCAGCUGCUGCCAGCCCUGCUGCCAAACUACCUGCUGCACAACCCGCUUCAGACCCACCUGUGUGACCAGCUGCUGCAGCAGACCCAGCUGCCAGCCCUGCUGCUGUGUGUCUAGCUGCUGCCAGCCCUGCUGCCAGCCCAGCUGCUGUGAGUCUAGCUGCUGCCAGCCUUGCUGCCAGCCCAGCUGCUGUGAGUCUAGCUGCUGCCAGCCCCGUUGCUGUGAGUCUAGCUGCUGCCAGCCCUGCUGCCAGCCCAACUGCAGUGAGUCUAGCUGCUGCCAGCCCUGCUGCCAGCCUCGCUGCUGUGAGUCUAGCUGCUGCCAGCCUUGCAGCCAGCCCAGCUGCUGCCAGCCAGUUUGCUCGGGACCUGUGUACUGCACAAGAACCUGCUACUACCCCACAUGUGUCCGUGUGCCUGGUUGUCUGUCCCAGGGCUGUGGAUCCAGCUGCUGCCAGCCCUUAUAUAUAACCCCUCAGAAUCAAAGAAGCUCUCAGAAUCUGGGAAUCUCCUCUGGGAACAGAAGCCCAUUCUCCACACCUGCUACCAUGACCAACUGCUGCUCCCCUUGCUGCCAGCCCACCUGCUGCAGGACCACCUGCUGCAGAACCACCUGCUGGAGACCCACCUGCGUGACCAGCUGCUGCCAGCCCUGCUGCCAGCCCAGCUGCGGCAGCUCCAGCUGCUGCCAGCCCUGCUGUCAAACUACCUGCUGCACAACCCGCUUCAGACCCACCUGUGUGACCAGCUGCUGCAGCAGACCCUGCUGCCAGCCCUGCUGCUGUGUGUCUAGCUGCUGCCAGCCCAGCUGCUGUGAGUCUAGCUGCUGCCAGCCCAGCUGCUGUGAGUCUAGCUGCUGCCAGCCCUGCUGCCAGCCCAGCUGUUGUGAGUCUAGCUGCUGCCAGCCCUGCUGCCAGCCUCGCUGCUGCGAGUCUAGCUGCUGCCAGCCCUGCUGCCAGCCCAGCUGCUGUGAGUCUAGCUGCUGCCAGCCUUGCGGUCAGUCCAGCUGCUGCCAGCCAGUUUGCUCGGGACCUGUGUACUGCACAAGAACCUGCUACUACCCCACAUGUGUCCGUGUGCCUGGUUGUCUGUCCCAGGGCUGUGGAUCCAGCUGCUGCCAGCCCUGUAGCUGUUGA